AAAAAACGAGCCGCAGAAGAACGUCUGCUUUGUUUACAUCAGGAGGAGGUGGCAGAAUUGAGCCUGUCCUGUCAGUAUGGCUCAGACUUUCAGUGUAUGACCUACUACAACUUAGACAUCAACUGAGCAGGAGCCAUGGGCGUAUUAACUGGUCUUUCUGUGCUGUUCUGGGUGUUGUUUUGCCCGCUGGUGUCCGGUGAACAGGUUGCAUUCGUAGAGGUGUUUCUGGAAGAUCAUCAGGAUGUUUUACAGGGUGAGGUGGUCCAAGGCAGUCUGGAGAAAGACCCCAUGGAAAACCACAACAAAAAGAAACAUGACCUCAACGGAGACCUCGUAUUAAUAAAAGAUGAAGCUCUUGAAACUAAUAGUGAAAACAGUGAUGGGCAGGAUCAGAACCCCUGGAUAGGAGUGGUACCUGUCCAAAUGGAGGAAGGCACAGUUUCUAGUAACAGCAACCAGGAGUCUUUUGCUGCCUCCAUGGUUAAUAAGAUGAAGCGUGCUCUUGUUUUUGGUGCAUCUGCUUUGAUCAUACUGGCCUUAAACCAAAAUACUGUCCGAGAGAUGGAUCUCUCUCAGGUCCUCUCUAAGCCGAUUAUUGUUAUUCAGACAUCAGAAAAUGUCACCAAGCUCAUUGGAGCACUACUCAGGGGCCUUCAUGCAACUGCAAAAAUCACUUACAAAACUUUUCUACAGGAUAGCCUGGGGGCCACCCUGACCCUUUGGUCCAGCUGUGGGCGAUCAAGAAGUGGGCUAUAUGGAGAGUGGCAGGGGGUCAUUUGCACCGGGGAGAACAACUCUCAGGUUCAAAAAUACCUCCAGCAGCUGUGGAACACUGUCGUUCUGGUGGCCCUCGUCCUCUCCACAGGUGUCAUAGUUCAAGCACGCUGGCAGUACCAGGACAACCAGUUUAAUGAUGAUUCAGAGUCACACCUCAAGCAGGACAUUUUAAAAAGAUUAUCAGCACUGAAAACCAGGACGUACCGGCAGCCUAAAGUGAGGUGUGACCCAACACUGACUCAGCCUGUGGAGACAGACAAUUGUGCUGUUUGUCUGGAGCAGUACAACAACAACCAGUGUUUGAGGGUGUUGCCGUGCCUCCAUGAGUUCCACAGAGAUUGUGUGGAUCCCUGGCUACUCCUGCAGCAAACCUGUCCUCUCUGCAAACGCAGUGUGCUUGGAUGUUCCAAGCUUCUUGGAGAACUUUUUCCUCUAUCUAUUUAAUCUCAGUUGCUUCUGUCUCUUCAAGUAAUCCCAGACUGACUCAGUGAUGUUGAGAUCCGGGCUUUGUGGGGGCCAUACCAUCUGUUGUCGGGCUCCUUGUUCUUCUAUUCAAUUCUAUUUGCAAAGGGAAUGUGGAAAUCUAAAACUGAUAUUUCCUACUGCUACACUGAAAGCAGAAUAUCUUUCUCUUACUCCCAGGUAAUUUUUACUGAGCUGCACCUGGAUGGAUUCUGGACUAGGGAUUAGUGGAAUUGAGUGGUUCAGAUGUUUCAUGGCAACUUUAACCCUCCUUUGUACUGUAAGGUCAGGAUGCCUCCAUGGUGAUGAUCUUUGACCUCUCUGAAGACUAUUAACCUUGACUUAUAAAAUUACUCCAAAAGACAGGACUAGACCCUGGUCUGAGAAGUUCUUUGAAGGUAGGUCCUUGUAUAUUGGAUCAGAUUUUUUCUCCACAGUAUAGUUACAUUUGUUCAACCAGCUCUGCAAUUCUCUGAUCCGACACUAACCCUAAAGUCAAAUCUCAGAAAAUCUCUUCAGAUUAAGAAGGAAUCAUACAUACUAAAAUCUCAAGUUUUUGUUUAAACAAGGGUGAGAGGAUGGGAUGAGUCUGGGUUUGCUAAAGGAAUUAUUUACCCAAAAAUCAUUUAAUCUUCCUGAUGUUGUUUCUAAAGCUGCAUGACUUUCUUCCGUGGAACACAAAAGCUUUAAGGCAGAAUGUUAGUGUCAGUCACCAUUUACUUUCAUUGCAGUUUUUCCCAUAUAAUAAAAGGCUGAUAUUCUGUAUAUCAUCUCUUUUGUGUUCCAGAAAAGAAAGUAAGUCAUUUGGGUUUGGAAAAACAACACCAUGGUGAGUAAAUAGUGACAGAAUUUUCAUUUUUAGGUGAACGAUUUCUUUAAUCCUUUAAAAUAUAUAUAUAUACGCCAAAUAGCAUUCAAGCAUUGCAUACUUACUCGGUAUGAUAAAAAUGCAUGUAAGAUAAGCAUCAGUACUUUAACAAAUUAAAAACUACUGAUAAAAACUAAAAUGAGAACAGCAGGGAUGCCCUGCUGCAAGGAGAGUGACUGUCAACAUGUUACUGUCACUUGUUAAGAGGAAAUACUGUAGGGGUUGCACAACUACUGAUUUUUAAAAGUCAACUAGUCGAGCUAAUUAGACAAGUCGAAUUCGACUAGCCGUGAUGUCAUCCAUAUUUGAUUGUAGCCUGGACUACUUGUAGCUGCAGGCCAUUUCCCCUCCUCUUGCAGCCGCUUGUUUAGAUGAUUACGGGCAGACAUGGAAUCUAUCGUGCAGAAUGGGGAUGCAUUUCAUCUUGUCAUCAUACUCCAACUUGAAGCGCUUUUCUAACUGUCGCCAAAUUGUGUUCUUGAAGGAAAGAACCGCAACCAGGUCAGAACGUUGUGCUGAUGAUCAUGUUGAAAAUCACUAACUAGCGGCAGCAGGUGCCUUUUUUAAUAGUUUUGCACAGCACUGGUAUUUCUGUUAUAUUUGAAGGCCACUUUGCAUAUGUAGCAUCUGUGUCAUCUUCAUCAAAGUACAUUUGAGCCACUUCGCUUUUUCAGUGCAGAGCCAUCAGCCUCCACACCCGCUGGAAAGUGUCCGAAAUGUAGUAUGGCAGGGGAAGAGUAAUUUAUGAGUAAAGCUAUAACUGAUUCCACGAUUCAGUAAUAUUCAUCAGCAAAGCGCUACCUGAUUGGCCAGAGAAACUUAGCCCAACCCCUAAACCUAACCCUAACAAAUCAGGUAGAGCUUUCCUCACUAAAAUAAAGGAGUCUUUCCUUGCCAUCCUAUGUUUUGGAAAUCCACCACCUGCUGUAUUUCCUACAUGCACGUCUUAUAAAUCACGUGGAAAACGACUAGUCGACUUCAGACCUACAGAGUCGACUACAAUAUUUAUAAUCGACUAGUCUAUGCAACCCCUAAUAUACUGGGACAAUAAUAGAACAUGGUCAAAUAGAAUCAUAAAGCAGCCAAACAGAAUAUUCAAGGGGCGUUCACACUUUGCUGCAACAAAACAACCAGAAGUCAUUAAUUAUCAACAAGUGACAGAAAUUCUUGGCAAUGCUACAAGGAUGAGCAGAGUUCAACUUAAUGCACAGUGACAGUGAAGCUCCACUGGAUACCAUUGGAUUCUGCAGUUAAUCGCAACCAACAUUUCAGUGACUUGGCGAUCUCCAGUCACCAUUUAUACUGAAAGCGAUUAUAGGGAUAGUUCACAAAAAAUGGAAAUUCUGUCAUCAUUUACUUACAUGUCGUAAAGUUCCUUUAUGACUUUCUUUCUUCUGCGGAACACAAAAGAAGAUAUUUUGAAGCAUGUUUGAACUGUUUUUGUCUAUUCAAUGAAAGUCAUUGGGGUCGAAAACAACACUGGACCCCAUUGAGUUUCAUUGCAUGGACAAAACAAAAGUUCUUCUUUUGUGUUCCACAGAAGAAAGAAGUCCAUACAGGUUUGGAGCGAUAUGAGGGUGAGUACAUUUAUUUUGUUGUUAACUAUCCCUUUAACCGCUGUCAGUAUAAAUGGCCUUCUAGUUAAAUAAAAUCCAUCCAUUUGGAAACAUAAUCUGUGCUUAUGCCAAAUCUGAGGAAUUUUCCCCCUCCCAGCUAUCACGAUACAUGAGUCUCAUUUUAUCUCAGGAGUACAUCUGCAGAACAGGUGGAAAACCAUCAAGUCAAAAUCUCAUUAAACACUUGCACUCACAGAGGAACCACAAAGAAACAUUCUUAAGAACAGUGUUUGUUUUAUCAUUCUAAUUUUUUUAUUUAUUCCAAAAGCAUUCAUAAAUAUGCUUCCUGUAAGAAAAUCCUUUCUGUUUAUCUGCGUGAGUAGAAAUAUGUUGCUUUACAUGGCAAGAGAACUUCGUCUGAAGUUUAAAGUCUAAAUGAGAAAAAUACACUCUUCCACCACUCUUCCAGUGUGGCAAACGCUUAAAGCCUUGGGCACGUCAUAACUAAUUUAUUGAAAUCAGAAUCUGCAGCCAUUACUGUAUGUACAACCUCAGAUUGGGAUGUUUUUGAAAAUCUGCACAUACAGUACAUCUUAAUUGCUUUCUGAACCUUUAAGGAAUAUAAAGACAAAAUUGGCUCAGAUAUAGGUCUUAUGAGCAAUGUGUAGCUUAAUUCUUUGCUUCAAUAGUGCUAUGUACCAAAUCAUUUGUAAAGUUAAUACUUAACUUUCUUUUUAGAUGCUACAGAUGUCUACAUCUCAAACUUGAUGUUACUUUAUUUAUUGAAUUAUACUUAACAGUGCAAUAACUGUUUGUACCUCUCCUCUGUUCAAUAAACGUAUGUGUUACACGGUAAAAGA
Molecule: messenger RNA, 4523 nt
Organism: Myxocyprinus asiaticus (Chinese sucker)
Lineage: Eukaryota; Metazoa; Chordata; Actinopteri; Cypriniformes; Catostomidae
Gene: rnf215
Product: ring finger protein 215
Exons: 10
Coding region: 136-1221 (361 amino acids)
Biological process (GO): negative regulation of canonical Wnt signaling pathway; ubiquitin-dependent protein catabolic process; Wnt receptor catabolic process
Molecular function (GO): ubiquitin protein ligase activity; frizzled binding
Source: RefSeq, a predicted model, not a curated record